ACAAUUAUAAACAAUAUAUGUAUGUAUGUAUGUAUUUAUGAAUCCCGUCCUCCGCCGACGCCGAGCGCCAUGUCCGCCACUCCUCUCCCGCCUCCCUCCAUCCUCUACUUCACGGACAUGGCGACCAACCUCUCCGAGGUUCACCAGUCCCACGCUAACAUGAUCAAGACCGGCCUCAUCCACUCCCCGGCCGCCGCUGCCCGACUCCUCUCCUCCGCCAUCGCCGCCGACGAGCCCCCAGCUCUCGCCUACGCCGACUCGCUCUUCGCCCGCCUCCCCGCCCCCACCUCCUUCGCCUGGAACUCUAUGAUCCGCGCCCACGCCCGCGCCCCGGACCCGGGCCCCGCACUCCAGCUCUUCUAUCGGAUGCUCCACUCCCCCACCCGACCCGAUAACUUCACCUUUCCUUUCAUCCUCAAGGCCUGCGCGGCCCUCCCCGCCCUUUCCGAAACCUUACAGAUCCACGCCCGGAUCAUCAAAACCGGGUUCGGAUCCGACAUCUUCGUCCUUAACACACUGCUCCACACCUACGCUAUCAAUGGACUUACAGAAGAGGCAUUCAAGUUGUUCGGUAGAAUGCCUCAAAAAGAUUUAAUCUCCUGGAACGCUUUGAUUAAUGCCUUAGUAGCCCAUGGCUUGAUAGAUCCAGCACGCAACUUGUUCGAUGAAAUGCCUGAGAGGAAUGUCGAGACUUGGAACUUCAUGAUCUCAGGCUAUUUGGAUCUUGGACUGGUAGACCAAUCUAGGGAACUUUUCAAUUUGAUGCCUGUCAGAGAUAUUGUCUCGUGGAAUGCCAUGAUCACAGGGUGUGCUCAUGCCGGCCGUUUCGAUGAAGUGAUUUCACUCUUUCAAGAGAUGCAGUAUGACAAUGUCUGGCCGGAUGAAUGCACACUCGUGAACGUGUUGUCGGCAUGUGCUCGAGUUGGAGCUCUGGGACAGGGCGAGUGGAUUCGGGCUUAUGUUGAUAAGAAUGGGAUUGAGAUCAAGGGGUUUUUAGCAACUGCAUUUGUCGACAUGUAUUCAAAGUGCGGAAGCAUAGAGAAGGCUUUGCAGGUGUUUAGUAACGCUUCUAAGAAGGAUGUUAGUACAUGGAAUGCAAUGAUAGAUGGUUUAAGUAGCCAUGGCUUUGGGGAGCAUGCAUUGAGGCUGUUUGAGGAUAUGCCAAGAAAUGGUUUGGUGCCCAAUGGUGUGACUUUUGUGAAUGUGCUCUCUGCUUGUAGCCAUGGGGGAUUGUUGAAUGAAGGCUGCCGGAUUUUCGAUGAUAUGGCUUGUGUAUAUGGAAUUGAGCCGGACAUAGAGCAUUAUGGGUGUAUGGUUGAUUUGCUUGGCCGAGCUGGGCUUUUGGUGGAGGCUAAGGAGCUCUUAAAGAGAGCACCAGUCAAGGAUGCACCAGUGCUUUGGAGGUCACUUUUGAGUGCUUGUAGGGAACAUGGGGAUGUUGAGUUGGCAGAGAUAGCAGCAAAGCAACUCUUGGAGUUAUGUCCUUUUGAUAGCUCUUGUUACAUUCAAUUGUCAAAAAUUUAUGCAUUAUUGGGCAGAUGGGAGGAUGCAAGGAUGCUGAGGGAGAUGAUGAAGGUGCAAGGAGUUAAAAAGGAACCAGGUUGUAGCACAAUUGAAGUCGACGGAGCCAUUCAUGAGUUCUUUGUUGGUGAUUGACCAUAUCCUAAUACCAAGCUUAUCUAUAGUGAUAUAUAACCUGUCUGUGUAAAUGAUUUGAGGUAUUCUAGAAGAACGGAUCCUCUGCAAUACUCAAAAAGUACCGCAGAGUGCUUAUAUUGGGACAUCCAUCAAAAAAGAAAUGGUUAUGUGAUGUUUAUCUAAAUAAUUCAAAUACGGUGAAGUUUAUCC
Molecule: messenger RNA, 1848 nt
Organism: Elaeis guineensis (African oil palm)
Lineage: Eukaryota; Viridiplantae; Streptophyta; Magnoliopsida; Arecales; Arecaceae
Product: pentatricopeptide repeat-containing protein At4g18840
Biological process (GO): RNA modification
Molecular function (GO): protein binding; RNA binding
Source: RefSeq, a predicted model, not a curated record